AUGUCGGGAGCCGGAGACGAUCCAGCCGCUCUCUUGAAGGUGCCUCGACGCAGCAGAAUUCUGCUUGGACCGGGGACAGCAGCGAAGCGACGUGCUUCCUUGUCGACUGCAACAGCAGCUGGGAUGCUCUACGAUGCGGGAAGCGAUUCCACCGGGAGCACAUCCACCAAAGCAUCCUCGGGAACGCCGGCCAAGCCGAAGGGGAACAAGCUGCAAGAUGCCGGGCCAGGGGUUGCUAAGACUCCGCAAGGGCCUGGCAAGCGUGUUCGUGCAAAGAUGACUCCUCUGCCAAGUGCCGAGAAGACCCCAUCCACCAGCACACCUUUGCCCAAGGCACUCAAGGAUGCCACAGCAACCCCCAGCAAGACACCAAGCAAGAUGCACAUCGAAGAGGCGGCCACCCCGGUAGUCGAAGCCAAGAAGACUUUGCAGUUCGACGAGGGUACGCCUGUCCGGCCUGCUCUCAAGAUGCCAAGUGCUGACAGCCUGCCGGGCCAGAACGAGACCCCGGCUGACGUCAGAUAUGUUCGCCAGCUGCUGGUGACAGCAGAGAGCGACGGUUCGCAGGAGGAGAGCACCGAGGACAUGGAGCUUGCGACCCAGAUAACUAAGGACUUGUCUGAGUUGCAGGUCGACGACACGCUUGUGGACGAAGCCGGGGACGUGGCACCCGAGAAGGGAUCGGUGGCGGAACCGGUAGCCGAGAUUUCAGCGCAAGCCGGUGCCGUGGAAGUGACAGGGCCCGACAAGGCGACCGAGAUGUCCACGCAGGCCGAUGCUCUGGCGGCCGCACGGCCCGAGGCGACCGAGAUGUCCACACAAGCCGGCGAGAAUGAUGCCAUCUCAGAGAAAGCCUUACAGUCCCUGGUUGCGAAGCUUGUUCAGAACAACAAGGAAGUGGCCCAAAUGCUCCUCAGACCCAACACGGUGGACUUCGAAAAGCUGUUAGCAACAGCAGCCCAGCAAAGCAUGCCACCACCAUCCUACAUCCCUGUCAAGCAUGAGCCCAUGGCAAAGGAAGUCAUUGCCAAAGCUUUGUCGGAAGCAGCCACACUCCCAGCCCAGAGUUCGCAAGCAGCCGCACUCCCAGCCCAGAGUUCGCAGGCACCCGCACUCCCAGCCCAGAGUUCAGAGGCACCCGCAGCCGCACUCCCAGCCCAAACUACUGAGACUCCAGGUCCAUCCGAGCCCCCAACACCGACGGACAGCGAUGCAGAGUUGCUGGAGGCCCAGGCAGCAGCGAAGGAAGCAGUGCGACUGAAGAAGAAUCAGCGUGCAAACUGCCCUUUGGCGGUAAUGGAGGCCUAUGGUGAGUGCAUGCUCCCCAACGGACGGAUUGACAAAACGAAGCUGAACCGGCUCUUCGACGAUUGGGCUAGCCAUGGUGAGGAUUGGGGUGAGACUGAGGCCUAUGCCGCAUGGGAAUCCAAGCAGCUGAAUCGGUCGAAGCAGUCCUGCCGAUGGCUGACUCGCAAGGAGCUUCGGGCUUUUGUUCUUCGAGUGUUCGCCGGGGAGGCAAUCGGCGAAUGGAAAUAUCACCCUGACUUUCCCAACGACGAGGAGAUGAAGCUUUACCGAUGCUUUGACAGUGGCAUGGACGAAGACGAGUCCUCGCAUGGCCGCACCGUGGGCUUCAGCCAGCGUGGAGCUGGACCUCAGGGAGGCGCAGGGGCACUCAGGAUCACGGGGCCGGAUGCCGGUGCUGGCGGUGGUGCUCCACCGCAAGAUUCGGCAAUUGUGCAGGCGAACGCAAAUCUUCUCGAGAUCUCGGGAUUCGAGCACAAGCUUGUGCAGGCAGGAUGUGAUAAGAGUCUGGUGAAUGCCCUGACGGAGUCUAUGGCCCACACCAGUGCCAAGAUCUCCGAGGAGCGCCAGAAGCUCGAGGCCGACCUGGGAGACAUCCAGUAA
Molecule: messenger RNA, 1908 nt
Organism: Symbiodinium sp. CCMP2592
Lineage: Eukaryota; Dinophyceae; Suessiales; Symbiodiniaceae
Source: the annotation of a GenBank genome assembly